Kockovaella imperatae is the source of this 1299-nucleotide messenger RNA. Its product is annotated as transcription factor S-II, central domain-domain-containing protein. The record is from RefSeq and is a predicted model, not a curated record. Gene Ontology annotation, biological process: DNA-templated transcription; transcription elongation by RNA polymerase I; regulation of mRNA 3'-end processing. The transcript has 10 exons. Gene Ontology annotation, cellular component: nucleus. The coding region runs from base 88 to 1107 and encodes 339 amino acids. Gene Ontology annotation, molecular function: zinc ion binding; RNA polymerase II transcription regulatory region sequence-specific DNA binding. Lineage: Eukaryota; Fungi; Basidiomycota; Tremellomycetes; Tremellales; Cuniculitremaceae.
AUUCCAUAUUCGUCUGUAUCUUACCCUACUUUCACUGCUAUUUAUCCUCCCUGCUUCGGCCUGUCUCCCGGUCCUCGGUUUCUGAAGAUGGACAGCAAGGCUCUCUCCGACGCAGUGAAGGAGCUGAAUGAGGCGAACACCGCGGGAAAGACAGAGGAUGUAACGAGGCUGUUGGAGAAGCUCAGAAAGGAUGUCCAGCCCACUGAGGAGUUAUUACGGUCCUCAAAAGCUGGUGUCGCCAUUGGCAAGCUCCGCAAUCACUCCACCCCUGGCGUCUCGACUCUGGCGAAAGAGAUCGUCAAGUUAUGGAAGGACGCUAUUGAAGAAUCCAAACGGAAACGAAAGCGAGAAGAUGGCGAUAAGGACGAUGCCGUGAAACGGGUCAAAGGAGAGGGUUCCUCCGCUGCCGCGUCCCCGGCGGCUGCCUCUCCCUCUGGUGCAUCUCCGGAUCGCAAGCCAAGAACCGAAGCGGUGAAGUCAGAGGUCAAAACCGAAGCGUCUGGCUCCUCUCCCCCUCGUCGUCCGCCUCUAUCUACCAUUGAUUCAUCCCGUAAAGAUCCACGUACAGCCGCCUCGGAUGGAGUGGAGAAGACGCUCAGAGCAGAGGAAGCGGAAGGAGAAGAUGUCAGAGACAAAUGCGUCGUCAUGAUGUAUAACGCACUGGCAGGAGAUAGCACAGCAGACAAAAAGAUCUUGACUGAGCGGGCGAGAGGUAUCGAAAAAGCAGCCUACGACUUGGUACGAAAUACAGGAAACGAAUAUCGUGCCAAGAUGAGAUCACUCUUCCUCAAUCUCAAAGACAAGCAGAAUCCUGCUCUGAGGAAUGAGAUUGUUCUUGGGUACAUUGAGGCUGCCAAGGUGGCAGCUAUGAGCAAAGAGGAAAUGGCGUCCGAAAGCGUUCGAGCUCUGAACGAAAAGCUGGCUAGUGACAAUCUAUUCAAAGCCAAGGCCGUAGGAGAGACUCAGGCUGAGACCGAUGCAUUCAAAUGCAGUCGAUGUCAGCAGAGAAAAUGCACAUAUUAUCAGAUGCAGACGAGGAGUGCCGAUGAGCCGAUGACUACAUUUGUGACGUAUGUUUUCUUCACCCAUGAUUGCUUCGUUUGCUGAUAUGAUCUUCUCGGUUCCCCUCUUCAGCUGCACAAAUUGUGGCAACCGAUGGAAAUUUAGUUGAGACGACGGUACAGUCACAAAGCGAGUCGCUGUUCUUGGAGUUAUCUGGACGGUCUCACAGCAUGAGAUGCAUAUCGUUCCCAAGGCGCUCAGGCGCGGCUGAAUGUCUGCAUCCGAGUCUGGCCGCGG